Molecule: messenger RNA, 1290 nt
Organism: Ramularia collo-cygni
Lineage: Eukaryota; Fungi; Ascomycota; Dothideomycetes; Mycosphaerellales; Mycosphaerellaceae
Exons: 4
Coding region: 1-1290 (429 amino acids)
Source: RefSeq, a predicted model, not a curated record
AUGGAAAGACAGUACUUGUUCAUCGAUGGUGUUCACGCAAAAGGGGUUACCAAGCGAGCGACCCGAAGCCACGUUAUGAAGGGAAAGAACGUAGGAAGAAAGUUGUUCCGGCGAUCCAAGCAGGCAUGUGCUCCUCUUACGAUUGCCAAGAGCUUUGGGUACCUGGGGAUCUCGCUUCCCGUAGAGAUUGAGCCGUGGUCUCAGCAGAUCAUCAAUCAUUUCUUCGAGUACACCUCCACGAGGCUGUAUCCUAUCAACUUUGGAAUCAUGCUGCAGGAAGUCAUGGUCAUGUACUUGAGAACCAUCUGUGUCGACGAGACUGUACACGCAUGCUGUGUCAGCAUGAUGCAGGCCUGCAACGAAAUAUUCUCUUCCAACGGCGAGAGUUCACCCAAAGCGCUGAAUCAUAUCUCUCGAAAUUUUGACCUGAUACAACGAAGGAUUGACGGUGACGAUGCACUGUCUGACUCGACUUUGGCGAUUGUGGUAUCACUCUUCCACCAAGAACAAAUUCGAAAACAAUAUGCGGCUGCAAGAGUGCAUAUGAACGGUCUCCAGCGAAUGGUGAAGCUUCGGGGUGGAAUCAGCAAACUCGAGAGCUCCCCCUAUCUGCUGCUGAAAACCUGCAAGAUCGACAUCAUGUUCGCAUUGCAGAGCGGACAGAAACCAAUGUUCUUCCGAGACAAUAUGGCGUACGUUCGUAAUGUAAUUUCGAAAGAAGGCAUGUCACUAGCAUGUACCAAUAAUGCUCUUUUCGAGCGUUACAGCCAGCUAGAUUCCAACUUCCAGGACGUACUCGUAGACAUCGCAGGCUCUUGCUCGCUGUUCAACGAGAAAGGGAAAGACGUCCCGCUCGGUAUGAUACCAUUUCUGGAGCUCAUAAUAUCCAUCUGCUAUCGGCUGCUCCGUUUCAGGCCAUUGCAAAUUCCGAGCCGACAGAACGAUUCUCAGGGAGCGCUACAUCUAGGAUCUACCAUCGUGAUGAUGACCGUGUUCCUACAGCUCGGUCAUCUCAGAAUGAUCGACUAUACCUUGAUAUCACGAUGUCUGCAGCAGACACUCACUGCUAGUCUGCUCGAUGAAGAUUGUGAGCUGUACCUAUGGCUCGCUGUCAUCGGUAGCAUCUGGACUUCUGGAAGCGAGGAUAGCAGCUGGAUCAUCGCACGUGUGCGAGAGGCCUCGGAUCGAGCUGGCCUGAAGAGUUGGACUGAGCUUCGGGGCCGUAUCGCAAUCUUCCCAUGGAUCCAUGUCAUACAUGAUCUGCCGGGGUAUGAGAUAUGGCAGCAAUGA